UCGCGGUGUGAAGGGUGUACGUUGAGUUCAUCCUGAAUAAACAAUAAAUACAUCACUUACAAACCACCGAAUCCACAAGAACACUUCCGGUGCAUAAAAAACUGCAACCGUUCAUUUUAAUUCAGCUUAUUUCCAUGCACUAUUCCCGCGUUGAACGUUAAAAAGUAUGUGACAGUUAAGUGUAGUUUCGUUUCUUCGAAUCCUGUAUUGCCACCACAACUUGGAAGAAAAAUAAAGGUCCAAGAAAUAAACUGUCCCGUUUCGAGAUCCCUACAACCUACGACCCGAGGAACAAAACUAGAUUUCUCACCUAUUAGUCACGCAUCUGAUAACGUCAAUCCUAAAUACAGAUAAGGCUACUCAUCACCUAAUAAUGCCACCGAGCCAGUCGAUAUAGGCGAUAAGGAGGAUAAUGAACAGUUGUUAGUCGCGAAAUGGUCGCGAUGAGAACGCCACAGCGCGCGCGAGGCGUCUCGGACGCCCUCACAACCAAAAACGGUCGAUUGCGCUCGAAUCUGGCCUGCCUGGCGGCCACCUGCGCCAUCCUCUUGGCCACCGUCGCGGUAUCGGACGGCGGCUUCGCCAACAGCAUCGACAGGAUAACCAAGAACCUGGACGUUGCCCUGCAGGAUCUCAUGGACGACCUACCCAAGUACAGCAACUUCACCGAGAGCCGGGAGUACGUCAGCGCGGCCACGUUCAACCCCGUGGGGAUGGCGGGGCUGUACAACAUCACCGGGAAGUUCAUGGAUCUAGUGCUGGAGCCGGAUUUCCUCAUGGAUGGUUUGGUCACUGUAAAGAACGGGAACAUAAACUUCCAAACUGACGCCCAGAUCUCGGAAAUCCUGAAGUACUACUGGGGUGUCCUGUUGGUCGUCGCCAUCCUGGUCUUCCUGGCUAUACUGAUACCGACGUGCGGCCUAUUCUUCUGCUGCUGCAGGUGCUGUGGCAAUUGCGGCGCCAGGUCACAGCCCUGCGACAAGAAACGGGACCUCUGCAAGAAGAUCCUGCAGGGCACCCUGCUGAUCAUCCUGGGCACGGCCUUACUGUUUUGUGUAGUGUGUGCGUUUUCGAGUAACCAACAGCUUCAAGACGGUGUCGAUGGGUUGCCCAAACACCUACAGAAUGCCAGACUGGACACCGACACAUAUCUCGAUAGUACAAAGGAUCAGGCGAGACAUUUGCUGGUUACGAAUUACCAAGAGUUUUCCGAAGUUUUCAGUAACACCAUGAACAAGAGCAGCGAGUAUGUCAUGGACCAGCUGAAGAUUUGGAGCAACGCCACUGCCAUGAUGGACCUGUACGCCUUCGUACGCAAUAUGCCCGUGAUUCAAAAGUCCCUGGAGACACUGAAAACUGACACGAACACUCUUAGAGCGUCUGCUUCCCAGUUAAAUGACGCGAUGCGAAAAGUGAAGAGGGACCUAUUGAUCACCCUGGAGAAGUGCAAUAUCGUCGAGUGCAAGAAUAUCAAAAGCAACAUCAGUCAACUCCAGACGAACAUAGAUUUUAACAGGCUGCCAGAUGUGUCGCCGACAAUAAACCGUAUAAACGAGUUAAAUCUGACGCAAAUAGAGAGUGCGGCCAAAGAGGGACACGAAAAAUUGAGGAAUAUUGAGCAACAAAUCAGCGAGAGAUUGGACGACACUUUGAGCAGUGCGAAAGAGAAGGUUAACGAAGCAGGAGUUACGAUCAAGAAUAACCUGGACAACAUAACCAGCGUGAUAUCGGACGUUCAAGAUCAGAUCGGUGGUUCGAUCGAUCCCGUGAUUCGUGAUUUAAACAAUUAUAUCAGGGACUACGGCCAAUAUAGAUACUACGGGGGCUUGGCGAUCAGUUGCAUCUUGUUGCUGGUGACGAUCUGUAUCGCUCUCGGUCUCAUAUGCGGUAUUUGCGGGAAGAGACCCGACAGGUACAACGACAAUUGUUGCAACAAAGGCGCCGGCAGCCAGUUUCUCAUAUGCGCUGUCAUGUUGAUGUUCAUUUUCGGCCUAGUACUGGCCGCGGUAACCCUUCUUAUGUUCGGGACGGGCCUAUCGUCGGACAGGGUCGUCUGCUAUCCAUUGAGGAACCCCGGCGAUUCCAAAAUCAUGAACCUGUUGGACGAAUACCUGACGCAGGUCUCGAGCCUCAAAGACUUUUCUUUCAAGACUAGUUUAAUCAACUGCUACCAGAACGAGAGCAUCUACAACGUCCUGAAUUUGAGGUCGCAGUUCGACGUCGACACCAUCAGCAAUAAGUUCGACAUAUCGAACUUCCUGGAUCAGAUGUACUCGCAUCUGAACGGUAUUCUUGACGAGGAUUUCGAGAUCUUGAGUCCGGAAAAUUUGAGGACUCUGGAAGAUCUGAAGGACUUCGAUCCCAGCAUCAAUUUCGACCAGUUCCAGGACGAGUUGAAGCAGAACUUCACCAACCUGAGCCUCAACGAGAUCUCCAAGAAGCUGGGGGAGCUCGUCGUUAACAUUCAAGAUCAAGGCGAUUUAGACGACGUGAAGACCGAGGUGCAGCUCAGUAUUCUGCAUAUAAACACGUACGACGAGAAGCUGCUGCAGCCCAUGAAGGAGCUGGCCAACAAAGUCAUCGAUAUAUCCAAGCAGCUGGACACGGACCUGAAGAUGAACUCGAGCAGUUUUUCGGAGGCGAUAGACAAGCUGCUGAAUGAGAUUCAAGAAGCGCAAACAGUUUUGAGGAAGGAAGGAGCCGAUAUUUUGCAAAAGGUGGCCAAGGAGUUUGGGAACAUGGUGCUCAACCAAGUCGACAGUUUUUUGGACCGAGUGACCUACGUUAUUAAGGAAGAGUUUGGACAGUGCGGACCGAUGAAUGCGGCCAUAAACGCCACUCUCACUGCCGCUUGCGACAAAAUCAUUUUACCGUGGAAUGGAUUUUGGCUGAGUUUGUUGCUGUCUCUAGUGUUGUUCAUACCGACCAUCAUCGUUUCCGUGAAAUUAGCUUCGCUCUACCAGAAGUACAAGCAGUUCGGCGGGCAAUACGUCGAAACUGAAUAUUUGUAUGACGCGUAUGCUGAUCGCGGCGAUAAUAUUCCCUUGAAUGGUAGAGGAGGCAAACGGGGAAAGAAAAAAGGAAAAAAGUCCAAGUACUAUGAGGACCGCCCGCAAAACAUGGGCGGCGAUGUGGUGUCCCGGGAGCACGCUACGGGCUCGCAUCCGCCGGACACCCGGUAUUCCGACAUGGCUCCAAAGCACUGGGAGGAAUUUCCUAACGGUGGCCCCCCGCAAUAUCAAAGAGCUCCGACUGAAUACGAGAGGCCGCCGCCCUACUACUAUCCGGGCACUGGAGACCAAUAAAUCUGUGGCGCUAGAUAGACUGAAAUGAGAUUACAAGGAUUGAAACAGACUGACUAUGGUGUGCAUGGCUCUGUGACAUCACAUACCACAAAAAAAAAAUCUAGAUUUUAACUAUACUACAUGUAUCAAAGCUCAUUUUUUUUAGAGAACAGGAACAAAUGGUGUGUAGAACCACCAUCGGCAUUUCCCAUUUUUGCUCAAAUUUCUGCAAAAAUUUUGAAAUGUUAACAGAACAAUCAGCCUUUGACGGUUAUUUUGUUUUAAAAUAGUUGUGAUAUUUUGUUUGUGUGUUAACUUGUUUGGUUUUACGGAAUUUUUUUUUUUUUCGAUACGAAAUGCCUCUCCCGGCACUUGCUGUCUGUUACGUACGGUUAUUUUGUUAAAGUUAAAAAGUUUUGCGUGCCGAUGGAGGCGUUUCGUAAGUUACGUUUAAUAUCGAAGGAAAACUAAAACUCAUAUUUUCUUAAAAGAUGCAGGAUAUAUUUAUUUGACUCAUUUGGAAUAUUGUGCUCAAUUUCACGAACAAAUAGUUAUUUUUCUAAAAUAAUGUAGGGAGAAUUUAAAUUUUAUCUUAGCCGUAGCGUAAAAUAUUUUAUGUAAUUCGACCCGUAAAGUGAGGAAUAUUAGCAAAUGUAAAAUCAAUGCAAUUACGUGUUUAUCAAAUCGAUGUAGGUACCGAUUGUUUUCUUUACAUAGAAACAAAAAACUGGUAUUUUUGUGUAUAUAGAUAUUUUCAUAUUAUGAAUGUUAUAACGUUUAAAUUUUUUAUAAAAGUAGGUAAAGGUUUUUCUAUUACUCGUAAAUGUUCAAAAUUUUCGUACACCACUGAAAUUUCGUUGGGCACAAAAUGUGUAACAAAUAUGGGUGUAAUAUUUACGAUAAUAUUCCAAAUAUCAUAUUCCACUAUGUGUAUAAACAUUUCUGUGUUCAUUUUUCAUUUGUGCUCAAUUUUUAUAGUAAUAUGAAUUGAAGCCAAAUUUUGCCAUAUAUAUUCUACUAUAUUAUAAAUGUAUUUAUUAUUAUUAGUGUUAAAUGAAAUAAUUCCAA
Anoplophora glabripennis (Asian longhorned beetle) is the source of this 4352-nucleotide messenger RNA. Its product is annotated as prominin-like protein. The transcript has 17 exons. Gene Ontology annotation, cellular component: membrane. The coding region runs from base 435 to 3305 and encodes 956 amino acids. Lineage: Eukaryota; Metazoa; Arthropoda; Insecta; Coleoptera; Cerambycidae. The record is from RefSeq and is a predicted model, not a curated record.